CCCCGCCAGCAUGAUAAUGCGCAAGCUGGAGGCUUGUCUUGUUCACAGUCUUCCGGGAGUAUAUAACCAAGUCAACAAUGACAGCAAAGCACCAUAUCAAUACUUCUACUUAACCCCUUCGCAUUCAUGUCAUCCACACUGGCCCUCAUUACCUCCUGGCUAACUCGCGAAGGGCCCCGAGUGCUGCUAGUUCUCUAUCUCGCGUACAUUGCCCAUGGGCUCUAUCAAUUCAGCAAACGAUUUCGUACUCCCAUCCGACAUCUGCAGGGCCCGCCACGUCACUCGUUCCUCUGGGGCAAUAUUGCCCUGUACAUCAAGGAUGACAAGAUCGGAGAGAAAUGGAGCCAGACAUAUGGACCGACAUUCGUCAUCCCUGCGGUGUUUGGUUUUUGUCCGGUCUACUUUCUGUGACCGAAUAGCUGAGAAGUAUUCCAGAAUUUACGACUCACUACGAUCGACCCACGCGCAGUUGCGCACAUCCUCUCGCGCACAGAGAUCUACCCCAAGCCCGAGCAUCUCCGUGCGAUGCUCGGUGCCUCCAUUGGUGAAGGGCUCCUAAUUGCCGAGGGGGAGACGCACAAGCGGCAGAGGAGGAUCAUGAACCCGAGCUUUUCCCCUGGUCAGAUACGGGAAGUCACCCCGGUCUUCUUUGAUGUUGCUAUUCAACUGAGGGAGGUGCUGAAUGGGAUGCUAUCCAAGGCACCAGGAGAGGAGCUUGAAGUAGACGUAUUCAGUUGGAUUGGAAGAGCGACGCUGGAUAUUAUCGGUCAAGCAGGUUUUGGAUACCAUUUCUCUGCUCUUUAUGAUGAGAAGAACGAGCUCUUCCGUGCGUUUAAUGAUAUGUUCUAGUCGAUGGGAGAGAGUCGGAUCUUUGCCAUGCUGAGAAGCCGGUCCAGGCUGAUGCGAUUGAUUCCCAUUAAAGCCGACCGCAAAAUGCGUGCUUCCCAAGCUACGACUCGCCGGAUCGGAAUGCAGCUCGUACGGGAAAAGAAAGCCGCGGUCAUGCAGGAGAUGGAGCGCAAGGGUGACGUCGAGAAGAGCAAGAUCGUCGGUCGGGACCUGCUUAGUACACUGAUUCGUGCGAACAUGGCUGCAGACCUGGCCCCCGCGCACAGGAUGAGGGAUGAGGAAGUCCUUGCGCAGAUCUCGACAUUUAUCAUUGCUGGCCACGAGACCACCGCUUCCGGAGUCACUUGGGCACUGUACUCGCUCGCCCAGAACCCCGAAAUACAAGAGAAACUGCGUGCUGAGCUCUCGCAGGUCUCCGAGGAAGCACCAUCGAUGGACGAGGUGAACGCGCUACCGUAUCUGGACAUGGUCGUCAAAGAGUCCCUGCGCUUCCACAGCCCGGUGCAUGGGACGAUGCGUGUCGCCGCCACAGACGACGAGAUCCCGCUUGCUCAGCCAGUAAUAGACGAGUACGGCAAGUCGCACGACACGAUCAAGGUCCAGGCUGGGGACUAUAUCGGCGUCGAUGUCAUCCUGAUGAACAAGAGCAAGGCGCUCUGGGGCGAGGACGCGGACAAGUUCCGCCCCGAGAGGUGGGAGGAAGACCUGAAUGGCGCUAAUGACAUCCCUGGUGUUUACUCGCAUCUCAUGAGCUUCAUCGGCGGGCCGAGAGCGUGUAUCGGAUACCGAUUCUCGAUCAUCGAGGCCAAGGCUCUCCUGUUCGUGCUUCUCCGGUCGUUCGAGUUCGCACCAGUGCCAGGUCAAGAAAUCGGUAUAAAGAACGUGAUUGUCGCACGUCCGUUUGUCAAGGGUCAAGAGAAGUCGCUAGCUUUGCCCAUGAUCAUCAAGAAGGUCACUAGGUCUUGAACAUGGUGUUUCCGUGGUUGAUCUUCUGGUGGAUGGAUUUCCAGAUAGGUGGUGACAUAAUUGUAUUAUACGCGGGAUUAUCGCUG
Molecule: messenger RNA, 1901 nt
Organism: Dacryopinax primogenitus
Lineage: Eukaryota; Fungi; Basidiomycota; Dacrymycetes; Dacrymycetales; Dacrymycetaceae
Product: cytochrome P450
Exons: 8
Coding region: 934-1815 (293 amino acids)
Molecular function (GO): oxidoreductase activity, acting on paired donors, with incorporation or reduction of molecular oxygen; monooxygenase activity; iron ion binding
Source: RefSeq, a predicted model, not a curated record